AUGGUCCAUUACUACGAUUCGAUAUCGCCCGACCUCCAAGAAUGGAUAAUGAAGCAGCCCUGUUUCUUUACAGCCUCGGCUCCCUUGCAUGGGCGCCACGUCAACCUGUCGCCCAAAGGACUGCCCUCCACAUCUUUUAGUGUCCUGACCCCUAACCUGGUUGGGUAUGUAGAUGCUACCGGAUCUGGUAUCGAGACCGUUUCGCACAUCCAAGAGAAUGGCCGAUGUACGAUCAUGUUCUGCUCCUUUGAUGCGAGUCCCCGUAUCAUGCGCCUUUUCUGCACCGGUCGCAUUGUCCCGUGGGAUCAUCCUCAGUUCAAUGACUGGCGGCAGCGCAUGGGCAACAAGCACUUUGAAGGCAUGCGUGCUGUGAUUCUGCUGGACGUCUGGAAGGUCCAGACAUCCUGUGGCUACGCGGUGCCUUACCUAGCGCUCAAGCCAGAUCCAGAAGAUUCAUCCAAACAAGUCCCAUAUCUAGAGGACCGACAAACCCUCGGCCAUUGGGGCAAGAAGCAAAUCUCGAACGGCAUCAUGAACGAUUACCGCGCUAAGAUGAAUUCUAGGUCGCUCGAUGGCCUGCCAGGCCUUCGAGUCGCGCGCAAGGACAUCGGCGAGUCACUAUGGCUGCGCGAUGUGGAAGCACAAGUGAAGAAGCGCAAUGGAGCUCAGCUGGGCCUUGUUGCUCUCCUGUCCGCUUGUUUGACCAUACUUACGAUGUACCUGCUUGGUUGCGUUUCCUUUCCAGAUUUGGAGCGCUGGGCUCAGUCAUAUGCCCGCUACUAG
This is a messenger RNA of Cyphellophora europaea CBS 101466, 783 nucleotides long. RefSeq lists its product as uncharacterized. Lineage: Eukaryota; Fungi; Ascomycota; Eurotiomycetes; Chaetothyriales; Cyphellophoraceae. Bases 1 to 783 code for a protein of 260 amino acids. The record is from RefSeq and is a predicted model, not a curated record. The transcript has 2 exons.